Sander lucioperca (pikeperch) is the source of this 1440-nucleotide messenger RNA. It is a transcript of the gene tsen34, whose product is annotated as TSEN34 tRNA splicing endonuclease subunit. The coding region runs from base 249 to 1115 and encodes 288 amino acids. Lineage: Eukaryota; Metazoa; Chordata; Actinopteri; Perciformes; Percidae. Gene Ontology annotation, cellular component: tRNA-intron endonuclease complex. The record is from RefSeq and is a predicted model, not a curated record. The transcript has 5 exons. Gene Ontology annotation, biological process: tRNA-type intron splice site recognition and cleavage; tRNA splicing, via endonucleolytic cleavage and ligation. Gene Ontology annotation, molecular function: tRNA-intron lyase activity; nucleic acid binding.
AGCGGGGCGCGUGUCCGUGCCUGUGCACCGCCCCGCUUUGACGUGUAGGUGUAGAUAUCUAACACACCCUCCGUUAGCUGUUAGCUGUUAGCACAGAGAGGAGCGCAGGGAGAACUGUAUCUGCUUCUAGUUUUAGACUUUGUUGUAGUUUAAAUCUCGAACGUUAGAACUACAGAACGGAGCCGUUUACAGCGUGACGUGGAGCAGCGCGGGAGAGGAAACACGUGCACUCAGAGCAGGUUGGAGUGAUGGAGGAGCCUCCGCCUCGAACCGCAGCGACCAGCGUGUGUGACUCCUCCCCUCUGGCGGUCAGCCUGUGUGACUCCGCCCCCCUGCUGUGGAGGGUAGGGGACCUGCGCUCCGUGCGGGCUCAGGGCCUGGUUGGGGCGCUGCUGGGUGCGCUGCCCCGGACGCCCCGCCAGAACGUGCGGCUGGGCCGCCCGCUGCUGCUGCUGCCGGAGGAGGAGCGGCUGCUAACCGAACGCCAUGUCACCCCCCCCACAGCUCCAUCCACUGAUAACCAGGAUGGAGGGGUGGAGCUACAGGUACAGCAGUACCAGGAGGCCCAGCAGCGGAGCUACGAGGAGCAGAGUGUCCUCGCUCUGGAGGACAGGAAGUCAGCGCUGCUCCGAGCCAUGACGUCAUCACCCACAGAGUCCGGAGAUGAGUCCCUGCAGCGCCGUCUGGUGGCGUUGGAAAGCAGCUUCUCCUUUCCUCGCUCGGCAAUGGCGGUGCAGCUCAGCACGGCGAGGGCGGGGCUUUCGUACUGCGCCGACGCCAGGGACUUCCUGCGGGCCGACUGGCCAAUCAGAGCGCAGGAUGAGCCACGCCGUGCCGCCAGGUACCAGGUGUUCAGAGACCUGAGGGGGAGGGGCUUCUACCUGACCUCUGCCGGGAAGUUUGGAGGAGACUUCCUGGUAUAUCCAGGGGAUCCUCUCCGUUUCCACGCCCACUUCAUAGCCGUGUGUGUGUCUCUGGAUGAGUCGCUGAGUCUGCUGGACAUCCUGGCCGUGUCUCGUCUGGGCUCCAACGUCAAGAAGACGGUGCUGCUGUGUUCUCCGGGGACGGACGGCCGCGUGGCGUACACCUCGCUGCAGUGGAGCGGCAUGGUGUAGAACCUGGACCCUUCCACGGGCAGGACCAGGACCCUGCCGGGCCCCGGGACCCCAGACUGAAGACAAACAUGGAUGUUGUGAAGAGGGACGUAUUGCUGGAUCGUAGGGCUGGUACCCGAUUCUCACUCACUCAAAACACCAACUUUCCCAGAUCUCGGCCAACUUAAAUGCUAUUAAUGCAAAACUUUAGAUUCUUGUUUGGCUCGCCAACAACAUGGCGAAGAUUGGCCACUUGGGGGCUGUCACUACCCGAUGUGAGUCGAGUGCAGAUGUGAGUUGUGCAUGCGUCACUUUGCGACAAGUAGCCUCCAAGAACCUGCUAACG